GCUCGAGGUGCUGACGCGGGAGCUGGAGCGGGCGCUGGAGGCGCGCACGGCGCGGGACUACUUCGGCAUUUGCAUCAAGUGUGGGCUUGGUAUCUACGGAGCAAGGCAGGCUUGCCAGGCCAUGGGGAGCCUGUAUCACACUGACUGCUUCAUCUGCGACUCAUGUGGAAGACGGCUCAGAGGGAAGGCCUUCUACAAUGUGGGCGAGAAAGUGUACUGCCAGGAGGACUUCCUGUACUCCGGGUUCCAGCAAACAGCUGACAAGUGUAGUGUGUGUGGACAUCUCAUCAUGGAGAUGAUCCUCCAGGCCCUCGGGAAGUCCUACCACCCAGGCUGUUUCCGGUGCUCUGUGUGUAAUGAGUGCCUGGACGGGGUGCCCUUCACCGUGGACAUGGAGAACAACAUCUACUGUGUCAGAGACUAUCACACGGUUUUUGCACCAAAAUGUGCCUCCUGUGCCCGUCCUAUCCUCCCUGCACAGGGCUGUGAGACAACCAUUCGUGUGGUCUCCAUGGACAGAGACUACCAUGUGGAAUGUUAUCACUGUGAGGACUGUGGCCUGCAGCUGAGUGGGGAGGACGGACAUCGCUGCUACCCACUGGAUGGCCACCUGCUGUGUCGCUGCUGCCAUCUUCGGCGCCUCCGGCCUGGCUCCCUUCCGUCACCUGCCAUGCACAUUACAGAGCUCUGAGCAGGGGCCUGGUGCCCGACCUGGGGUUGUGUGUGUGUGUGUGUGUGUGUGUGUGUGUGUCUGUGCUGUGUGUGGGCCAUUUGGGUGGCCCCAGGUUAGUUUUGGAGCAUUGUGUCAGGGUGGGCGGGGCUGCCAUGCAUGCUUCUGUCCCACGGUGUCCUCUCACUUCCCACUGAGCUCCUGUCCGCCGGGCCGGCCCCGCCCCAUCACGUGUAUUUAUUCACCGUCUGUGCCUCCUCAGGCAGCUAGCCUCUGGGCUCUGCCUGCCUUCCACUUCACCCCAUCACUGCCUUUCCCUUCUGGGGUCCCCUGUGCCCCAAAUCCUGGAGAACAGGUUUCAGGUGUUGUUCAGAAGGGGUUAAGACCGCUUCCACGAUCACUUCCUGGGGUGGGUAUGGUCUGGAAGGCCGGGGUUUGUGGUGUGCUUGUGUGUCUCAGAAAUACAAACGCUGGUGGGUGGGAAGGCUGCCAUGUUAGGCCUGGGGACUGUGCCCUACCUUUGGCCGUUAGGGACACACCAGGGCACAGCCACAAUUUCGGCCUCAUUUUCCACCCUGGCUCCUGGCAUGAAGACUGCACCCUCCUCCCACCUUCCUCGGUCACCUGGAAAGAACCCCCUCCCUCAGAAUCCCAGUCACAGGUCAUGGGCAGAGAUCCCGAGGGGGUACCCUGCCCGGGUCUCAAGGAAGACACGUGUGUGUGCAUACCAUUGAUCUGACUCUGCAGCCAAAAAAAGGAUAUGACUUCACUUAAAUUAAGUUGUGCCUAUGAGAAUAUUUCCAUUUUAUUCAAAGGAAUAUUGUCUGUCUUCUAAAAAACCUGGACCAAGGUGGUGGUUUCUUAAAAAAAUUACAGAGAUUUCACACAUGUCCAAUUUGUUGUAUAUUAUGCAGUUAGUUUCAGGUGGUAAAAGCAUUGUAGGUUAACUAUUUUUAUAUAAAUUCCUUUAAAAUCUCAAA
Echinops telfairi (small Madagascar hedgehog) is the source of this 1650-nucleotide messenger RNA. It is a transcript of the gene WTIP, whose product is annotated as WT1 interacting protein. The record is from RefSeq and is a predicted model, not a curated record. Bases 122 to 691 code for a protein of 189 amino acids. Gene Ontology annotation, biological process: response to hypoxia; positive regulation of miRNA-mediated gene silencing; cytoskeleton organization. The transcript has 8 exons. Gene Ontology annotation, cellular component: transcription regulator complex; nucleus; adherens junction. Gene Ontology annotation, molecular function: transcription corepressor activity. Lineage: Eukaryota; Metazoa; Chordata; Mammalia; Afrosoricida; Tenrecidae.